Messenger RNA from Spodoptera frugiperda (fall armyworm), 6747 nucleotides. RefSeq lists its product as uncharacterized. The record is from RefSeq and is a predicted model, not a curated record. Lineage: Eukaryota; Metazoa; Arthropoda; Insecta; Lepidoptera; Noctuidae. The transcript is spliced from 4 exons. Gene Ontology annotation, cellular component: endoplasmic reticulum; membrane. Gene Ontology annotation, molecular function: protein-macromolecule adaptor activity. Bases 297 to 821 code for a protein of 174 amino acids.
UUGACACAAGCCGAUUCUGCGCGAAACACUAGCGAAGUUAUUUUCGAACCUAUAUUUAUAAAUUGUAUAUGAAAAAUUACAUUGCAGGUAAAAUGCCGCAUUGCGAUGCACGCUGUAACAAACACGCGAUAUUUCUAUAACAAACAACACGGUUUAUUAAUUAAAUUAAACCAAUGAACAGCUGAGCGAAGAUUACCAUUUUCAAUUAUUUUUUUAAAUUCUAUAAUUAGUCUAUUAAAUAGGUCGUAAGUGAUAACCGGAAGUAGUUUGUGUUCUAUAUAGUUUUAAAAUUAAAAAUGGCGGUUCAAAAUAAAGUUUUGUAUGCAUUCCGUGGUUGGAUCGCGUUUGUUGCAUUUAUGGAUCUUGGAACAACGGGACGGUCUUAUAUCGAAAGGAGGUCGUUUCUAAGCAACGCCGGCGAUGAACAUCUAGACGGAGACUUCACGAUAUCAAGGAUGCUGGGCAUGUAUUCGCUGCUCAAGGCGUUAGCGCUAAUACAUUGUACAUUAUACAUACAUUAUAGACCUGUGGUGUCCAUGGGCUAUUGGUCUUUGACUCUGACCAUCAUUUUAUACUUCUCUGAGGCAUUCUACUUCCAUUCCACGGACCUCAACUUCUAUGUGGUGUUCCCUUGUGUUUUGAACAUAAUAACCCUAAUAGGUUUAAUAUACCUACCAACAAAAUUGAAGCUCUUCGGCCAAAUACCUGGCACAUCAGGCAUGGAUCGAGAGGUUGACGACGAAAACACACAGAUACUGCGCAGUAUGGGCAACUUUAGACGACGGAAACCUGGCAACACUGUUAAGAAUAAACACGUUUGAUAGGGCAACACUGGUUUUUGAAGAUGACUUGAAAAGCACCGCUUUAGCCCUUAGUUUUUUUUUUGGAGAUUUAGAGGUAAGAGCAGUAUCUUGUAGGUCCCUUAGUACGAGUUUGUUGAACGAGAUCGAAAUGAGAAUGCGUUCAGCGCUCUGAUUGGUUGGUUUAUUCGCAACGUCCAAUCAGAGCACCGAACGCGCCCUCGUUUCGAUUACUUUAAAUGAAAAGUAAAUUCAUACUAAGGGUACAGUAUAUUGUAACCAGGGCCCUUAGUACGAGUUUGCUUUACGUUUAACAAAAUUGAAACGAGGCCGCAUUCGGCGCUCUGUACCUUUAGUACGAGUUUGUUUUACGUUUAACGAGAUCGAAUCGAGAUUGAGCCGGCCAAUCAGAACGCGAAACACGCUCUCGUUUCGAUUUUGUUAAACGUGAAGCAAAUUCAUACUAAGGGUAUUGUACCCUAAGUACGAUUCUGUUGAAGAACGAAAACGAAACGAGAUCACGUUUGAUGCUCUGAUUGGCCAGCGCGUAUGAACUAACCAAUGAAAGCGUCGAAUACGCUCUCAUUUCGAUCUAGUGAAAAGUAAAGCAAACUCGUUCUUAAGCCCCUGAUUGGUUGUUAAAUUAAAUUUCAAGUUCAUUUUUGUUCACAAAAGUUUGCAAUAAAUGGAAUUGUAGUAAGAAAUCUGCGAAGUUUCGGACAAAACUUAGUUUUUCGUUGAAUUAGAGUAGGUCUCCAGGUUACAGAGAAGCGCGUGCUUAACUGCCCUUACCCGACUCCUUGCAUGAGCGAUCUAGACGCGAACGUGAAGCGGUGCGGUGAUACGCGAAUUCAACGCGAUGCGGUGUGACUAGAGUUGUCAGACAGCCGGAAUUUUGUGUACUCUCCCGUGUCCAGUAAUUUUAUUUUGCUGUCCCGGAAUGAAAAAUUACCAGUUUUUUCACAAAAAUACAAUACUAUAAAAGUUGUAACGUGCUCGCAAGUCGCGCUGCGUGAGUUGAGGGGCGGGAAGGGUGAGCUGCUCGCUUCGUUUCCCUUUUUUCAUCAACUGAUAUUUCUAGGUGCCUAGUUAAUUCUUCCUUUUAUCUCGGAUAGGACAUCAAAACUCAGAUUCCGUUAGUGUCCCUAGAAACGUCCAGGAAAUGAUGAGUCUGCAUCUGGCAAUCCUAGGUGUGACCAAGCCACGUGCGGUUAGGUUAGUUAUCGCGCGAACUGGACGCGGUGACGUCACGUGUUUGUUUAUAAUGUCGGAAACAGAAACAAAACGAAACGAUUCACAUGCACGUAGGACAUAGCCGCCGUCACACCGCAUCGCGUUGGAUUCGCGUGUCACCGCACCGCUUCGCGUUCGCUUCUAGAUCGCUCACGCAAGGCUUCGCGUUAGGGAUACUACGCUUAUACUACGUCUCUAAUAGUCAAAUACUCAAACGCUACUCAAUUUUAAGACGCUCUCAAAUGUAGUUCUGUCCCUACAAAUUCUUUGUAUAUGACAGAGAUAGCACGAGAUUUAAGUACAACUUAAAUUUGAGUAGCAUUUCAGUAUUCGGGUGUAAGCGUGAUGAUGGUAUGAUUAGUAAAAGCAAUAUUACAGUGGCUUUCAAAUACUCAAAGCUUUAAAUAUUACAUAUACAAGUACAUACAAUGUUUACCCGACUACCCAAAGAAGGGUAACGCUUUAUCAAGCUGAUUAAUAACAUAGAUAGCCAAGUUAUUUAGUAUGCAGGUAAGAAAAUAAAGAUUCAGUACAGAGAUAGUAACCAUUUCUUUUUUUUGUAUGUAAACGUUGCCUCACAUUUUAGGAACAGACUUUGACUUUGAAAUGCAUAAUUAUAAGAACACUUUUAGGGGGGUAGAAAGCCCGGAGCUGCGGACAACGUAAAUGGUUACCGGGGCUCCGGCUCAAAUCAGGAGAAGGAACGGGGUGGUUUUAAGUCAGUAAGAGUCUGACACUCCCUCUCGCCUCACCCAAGGCGGGAGAAGUCAUUGGAUGAUUUUCCCCCCUCAAAAAAGGGGGGGAAGUGGAAAAAUCCACAUUACACCCCGUUUUAAAGUUUAAAAAUGCCGCGUUUAACGAAAAAUUAAAUACACGUGAUAUUUUAUAAAGACCCCCGUCUCCUCUCGUGAUUUUUUGUCGAACCCCCUUCCCCUAAUUGACGGCACCUUACCUUCAUACUAAAUAACUUGGCUUAUGAUACCUUUUUGGAGAUAAAAGGUGUGAUGUUAAGUUGAAUAGUCAUUAAUGAAGAAAUAUUGGUAAGUUUUAGAAUAUAACUUAAAUGAGGAUUUCCUAACUCUUGCCUUUAAAAUCUAAGAAACUAUUUUAAUUAAGGAAAGGACUACUAAUGUAAUCGUCCAGAGGUGCGCAUCGUACGCAUCGCACGCAACGGAUUUUAGUUUGUCUUGUUUAGAAACUCAUACAACUGCGUCCACUGAUCCGCAUCGUACGGACCGCAUCAUCGGCAAUGUCUACAUGCGAUGCGUACUGAUGACGUCAUACGGAAUGCCGAUGCCAUAAAUCCGAGUGUAAGUGACAUCAUCAAUCCGAUUGCUGAUACUCGCGCGGCAAUCCGAACGUUGCCGAUACAGUGGACGUCUGAAUAAUUUGUCGGUUUGAUGCGAUCCGUUCAAUGCGUGCGAUUCGUACGAUGCGGGCCUUACGCUAUCCUUAAAUCGUACAUAUUUUAUAACGUCAAUGCAAAAAGGUGGUAAGCGAGCUGCCAGCGCGCUUGCAGCUAGGGUUGGAGAUCUUUAUAUUAUAUAAAAGGUUCAGGUUUAUCAGAGAGUGCUGCUGUACGGUCUCUGUCAAAUGUAAAGGUCUGAAGUCUAUUAGAGAAUGCCCUGACAAAUGUCAAUGGGUAUGGUAUACCCGCGGUAGAGUACGGGUGUUCACAUCUAUUAAUUUAGUAAAAUAAUGUCCUUUCACUAAUAUUAUAGUUUCUUACGCGACGUUCUGCGUGAGCGUUCUAGAGGCGAAGGCGAUGCGGUGCGGCGCGGCGCGAAUACAACGAACUGUCAUAAUGUAUUGACGUGGCCUACGUGACCAAUAGGACGUAGGAUGCGGUGCGGCGAUAUAACGCGAUCAAUUGAUAUUAGUAUCCUCAGUCAAAAAUAAAUUAUUACAACUUUUCAAUACAAUAAAAUAUUCAAAAAUAAUCACACUUUCAUUCAUAAAUUUGUUGAACUACUUAAUUUUUGGUUUUUUUCUAGUUAAAUUUCUAGAAAUAAGUCUGCUAUUUGACGUAAAAAUCUGAUGACGUCAUAAUAGAGUAUUUCAUACAAUGAAAGUUCAUAGAAUAAUAAAUCGUUUUUGACGUUUCGAAAAAAGUAUUGAAUUUGACUAGUAAAAAACUAGCCUAUUGUGUAGAUAUUGUCGCGCGAACUGGACGCGGUGCCGUCACGUGUUUGUUUAUAAUGUCGGAAACAGAAACAAAACGAAACGAUUCACAUGCACGUAGGACAUAGCCGCCGUCACACCGCAUCGCGUUGGAUUCGCGUGUCACCGCACCGCUUCGCGUUCGCUUCUAGAUCGCUUACGCAGGACGUCGCGUCAACCACUUGCACGAAUGCUUCAAAUUUAAAAAGAUCUGACUUAAAAGUAAAGCUAUUUAGAUAUAAGCACAGCCUGUCUUCUAUAUAAGUAGAUUUUGUACUAAAAUAAAAAAAAUAUUUAGUCUAAGUUCAAUAGGGAUGAUGACGGGGUAUGAAAAUUAAAAAUCUAUUUAGUCCGUCAGUUAGGUAAUGAAGAAAUAUUAGACACGUAUGCACAGACGUAUGUUUCUAUUUUGUCGUAUAAGAUAACAAUGCUUGGGUGAAACGAAUCAAAGUUUAGGAGUGGAGUUUAGGAGCUAAUAUGUCAUUUCUAUGUACCUAUAAACUGUACCUACCUAGAAGUGACGUCACGCGGUGUUUCAAAUCGAUAUAUCUUCGAAAGUAUUUGUUUCCGUAAGAAAAUAAAAAAAAUAGGUGUCUAAUAUUUUUUCAUUACCUAACUGACGGACUAAAUUGAUUUUUAAUUUUCAUACUCUCUCUACUAUCCUAUUGUGACCGUUUGGGACGUUUGGUAUAACAGCAACUAAUUAGUCGCGGAUUCAAUUCCCAGAUCGGACAGUUACAUUAGAGCAGCGUAUAGUGCCAAUAGAUCAGAGGAUAGAGGUAAGGAGUACGCUAUUAUACAUUCUGUUUUAACAAAAGUUUCUCUUGGUAAGUAAGCGAAAAAUGGUUGUGUGCAAUUACCUGAGGGAAAUCUCCUCCCCUUCAAGGGCUGAGAAUACAGCUGUGUUUUCGGCACGCGUCCACAGGCCCGCAUCGCACGCAACGGAUUUUAGUUUGUCUUGUAUAGAAACUCAUACAACUGCGUCCACUGAUCCGCAUCGUACGGACCGCAUCAUCGGCAAUGCCUACAUGCGAUGCGUACUGAUCACGUCAUACGGAAUGCGUACGAUGCGGGCCUGUGGACGCUUUCCUUUAAACGCUACUCCUAACCUCUAUACGACAUAGCCAAUACAUACCCUACCUAUAUAAAAAUAAAGCAUAUAAUAUAUAAUUUUAUAUACUAGCUUUACAAGACACGUUUUAUACUGUAUAGCUUACAGAAAUGUUACAUAGUUUAGCUGAAGCACCUGUGUGGUAAGUUUACUAUUUAUGUAUCGAGUUUGGUUCAAAUAAAUUACUGAUUUUAAUAUAAAAUCUGUGAAUCCAAAGUCAAGCCGUGGUAGAGCCAUGUUUAUCAUGAGUUGCAUUUAGUAGCAUUGCACUGAUUAAUAUGAGCCUCUAGCAUGGCUUGAAGGUUGAAACUGGUCGAGUUUCUCGACAAACAGUUACGUGAGUAAGCCGAUAACAUUAUAAUUAAUUUUAUUAUAACUAUUGUGAGACAUGCUAAUAAAUUAACUAAAAAUCGCGGUGUAUUCGCGUACAUUAAUGGAGAAAUGCUCUACUAGUUUCGAGUCACAGAGGGACUCUUCAUGAGCAGCGUGCGCUGACGCAACGACGCGUAGCCUACUGACUGUGACUCGAAAUUAGUAGAGCUUUUCUCGUUUUUAAAUUACGUGAGUUAACCGUGAUUUUUAGUUAACAUAAUAAUUAAUUUAGUAUGUCUCACGAAAAUUAUAAUAUAGUCUAUAGUUUCCUACCACUGUUUGCUCCCACGGGGUUUGAAAGCGUGAUGUUACUUUAAAAUAAGUUUUUUUUAUUAAGCUAAGUAUCCACACGAUAAUGUGCUUUGUAGGCAAUAGAUUUUUAAUUAUGUACUUAAUAAUAAUAUUUUUUUGAAAUGUAUAUUUUGGAAAUACAUACUAUAUUAUAUCUGGUGAAUAAUUUGGUAAGACCUUUGUAUACCCCUUAGUAGCAACAAUAGUGAUGUUUUUUAAGUCUUUUUACAAGGGCUACUUUUUUACAAGUUUUUUUUUUACAAGAAAAUAAUGUUAUUUAUUUUUCUCUUUUGACUCUUGACGAGAGAUGCAAGUUGUACUGUGAUUCUUUAUUUAUUUUUAUGUAAUUUCUAGUCAAAAUUUUAUUUAAUAAUUAAUUUAUUUAAACACAUAGAAAACUAACCGCUGUGCAAUUUGAAUAAAUAAUGUGACAAAAAGCCAUUUAUAGGUUUUGAGAAUAGCAGUAUAAAAUAUAAAAACAUUAGCGACUGACGACGUCAAUUUUCUUUGCUAUAAACCUCACGGAGUCCGAGAACUUUCCAAUGAAUGCAAAACCGGGGAAAUCGGUUCGUGCGUUCUGGAGUUAUAUAAAGCGUAAGGAAGGAAAAUCCGACUUAUUUUUAUAUUAUAGAUUAAAGUUACUAAUAAUAGUUGUAUUUCCAAAAUAUAUAAAACUACUACUACCUAUACAAACUUAGAAGGACCACAUCAACCAGUGCCAUAUCAUUAUAUAGAUUGUUACAUUUAAUUAUAAUACACGGUUUGAAAAAUUAAUGCUAA